UUUUAGAACGCACCCAUCAUCUUCGUGUUCGUGAGAAUCCUGAGAAAAAAUCAAACUUGAUAUUAUACCCGGUAGCGGAUUUUGUGCGCGUCCGGUGAAUUUUCAGGAAAACAUAAACAAACGUGCGAGGAGAGGUUUAUGAGAACCUGUAAACGCAAGUGAAUGAGUUAUCAUUGUUGUCAGCAAAAAGUAGUCUGUAAAAAUGGCGUUGCGUACUUAUGGAGACAAACCCAUAAGUUUUCAAGUCGAGGAAAAUGGGGAGUACUACUGCAUCGGGUCGGAGGUCGGCAAUUAUCUGCGCCUUUUCCGUGGGUCCCUAUACAAGAGAUAUCCUGGCAUGUUUAGAAGAUCCAUAACCAAUGAUGAACGUAAGAAAUUGGUGGAACUUGGACUAAGUCAGCAUGUUCUUGCAUCCAGUGUUUCGCUGUUAAGAGCCAGUGAGGUGGAGGAUAUUAUUGAGGGUAAUGAUGACAAGUACAAAGCUGUGUCUGUACACUCGACCGAACCUCCAGCACCUAGAGAGGGUAAAUCCAAGAAGUCAAUGGCAUGGGUACCUAGUUUACCAAACAGUUCACACCUGGAUGCAGUUCCUCAAGCUACGCCAAUUAAUCGCAACAGAGUGCACAACAAGAAAGUUAGAACAUUUCCAUUAUGUUUUGACGAUACAGAUCCAUCUGCAAACUUGGAAAACGCAGCGCAACAGGAAAUGCUGGUCCCAAUACGUUUAGAUAUGGAAAUCGAAGGCCAGAAAUUAAGGGACACUUUCACUUGGAAUAAAAAUGAAAGUCUUAUAACACCCGAACAAUUUGCUGAGGUAUUAUGUGAUGAUUUAGACUUAAAUCCAUUGACCUUUGUUCCUGCGAUUGCACAGGCGAUAAGACAGCAAAUAGAAGCAUUCCCUCAGGAAACAAUUCUAGAAGAUCAGUGUGAUCAGAGAGUGAUAAUUAAGUUAAAUAUACAUGUGGGCAAUACCUCUCUAGUAGAUCAAGUAGAAUGGGACAUGUCUGAGAAGGAGAAUAAUCCAGAGAAGUUCGCAAUGAAGCUUUGUGCUGAGCUUGGUCUUGGUGGAGAAUUUGUCACUGCUAUCGCUUACAGUGUACGUGGGCAAUUAUCGUGGCAUCAAAGAACGUACGCGUUUUCCGAAGCACCUCUUCCGACUGUAGAGGUUCCCUUCAGACCUCCAUCAGAAGCCGAUCAGUGGGCACCAUUUUUGGAAACUCUAACAGAUGCAGAAAUGGAAAAGAAGAUACGCGAUCAAGAUCGAAAUACUCGACGUAUGCGACGUUUAGCAAACACGACGCCCGGCUGGUAAAAAAAACAUAUCUAGAAAAAGAAUACAUCCAUACCAUCUAUAUCCUUUAGCCAUCCUAAUUUUUAGUAUGCAUUAAUAUUUAUAAGAUUUAUAAGUAAUGAUAUAUAAUUUUUAUUAAGAUACCUACGUAAGAUACGAGAUAUGCGAAGCUAUUUGUAAAAAUAACGGAUAUAUGGUUGCAAUUAUUAAAAAAAAAGAAAUGUAAUUACGUGAUUACUUGUCAUUGCUCAUGGAACAUUUUUAUGUAUACACAGGGUACUCUAAAUUUGAUGCAAGUUAUUCUUCCAUUUAGAGUCUUUUUUGCACUUCUAUAUAUUUCAACAUUUUUUUCUAAUUAUGUAAUAGUUUAUUUGUUCGUUUGAUUGUAUGAUGGAUAAGUAUUGUCUUAUAUCGUACGUGUACAUGGUAUAAUCGACAGCGCAGUUAUUGGCACGUACAUAUCAUACGAUACUUCAAUCGAAUCCUGAUAAAGCAGACACAACCUUGAUAUAAUAUCGACUGCAAUCGUACGACGAGACAACAGACCAUGAGAUUGUAUUCGCACAUGAUAAACGAUUAUAAAGCA
Monomorium pharaonis (pharaoh ant) is the source of this 1877-nucleotide messenger RNA. RefSeq names its product SWI/SNF-related matrix-associated actin-dependent regulator of chromatin subfamily B member 1 (gene Snr1). Gene Ontology annotation, biological process: regulation of transcription by RNA polymerase II; chromatin remodeling. The record is from RefSeq and is a predicted model, not a curated record. The transcript has 7 exons. Gene Ontology annotation, molecular function: transcription coregulator activity. Bases 203 to 1312 code for a protein of 369 amino acids. Gene Ontology annotation, cellular component: nucleus; nuclear chromosome. Lineage: Eukaryota; Metazoa; Arthropoda; Insecta; Hymenoptera; Formicidae.